AUGGCCCAAGGCCAGCUCGCAUCAGUACCGCCAUUGGCAAAUGGGGCAUCGUUGGGUCUUUCAAGAGAUGAGCUACACCAUAUACAGCAGUACGAGAGAAUCGUGCAGUUUCGCGAUGCCAUCCUUGCUGGCUCGCAUUCCAAAAUCAAGGUGCCAGCCCAGUUGGCAGGUCAAACACCAGCUCAUGCCACAGCAUCUUCAUCAGAGUCCUCUACAUCAGCAAAGGAAACGAAUGGAAACCCAUCUCAGGGUUAUCAAGUCGGGAAUCUGCAGUCGUUCGCGACCAACACGCAACAAGCGUCUCUUCCUGGUCUAGGAAACCCGCCUCCUGCUAACGCGAACCUACCCGCAAGACCGUUUGUUGGCUCUGGCAAGACGGAGAUCAAUCCCAUUUUUCUCCAAAAGUCUGAUGACCUGAUCAAGGCCGAGAUCCAGCUCCAAAGGCAACGCCUUGAACGGUUACUGCGCGACGAGGUCGAUCAACGCCGGGCUUCUAUGAAGGCCUCGGCGCAGUCGGAGCCUCUGGCCGACUUCGACCUCUCCGAUGUUCUGUCCAAGGCUCUGACUCUGGUCCAAGCUGCUGCUCCUUCAUCUGUCAAUGCUACGCUAGCUGCUGCUAACAUUUCAGCUGCAAGUGACUCUGUUGAUGAGAACUCUUACUAUUCUUCCCAAAUCAAUUCGCCAGAUUCCUCGCUCCGCAGCUCGCGCGGGGGCAACGACGCCGAAGUUACGGCACAGAUACCUAAGCCUUCCACCGCAGGCCAGCCAUCCGAAGGCCAGGCGCAAGUACAAGCAAACCAGAAGGCUCAAGCUGGGCUGCAAUCCUCACUCUCCUAUGCCUCUGUUACUCAUCAGCCACAGGGCCAAGCCUCGAAUUCCAUCCCCUCCCAGUCGCGACCAGUUCCAAGCAGGUCCGACGCCGCGCCCGCAUUUUCCCGAUAUCCGUCGGUAGGAACGACGCGGAGAAUGGAUAGGGGUGAUAAUACGGGGGUGUCUACAUCAGGAGGUGGGAGCGGAAACACCAGUCGUUCUGAGGAGUCAGGCGUUAUGGAUCUUGACGGCAGUGCAGAUAGAUCUGUCCCUGCCGUAGGCCAACAGCUACUUAGGGAGUCCAUGCUCGCUCGCCAACCCUCGCCUUUGAUACAGGUUCGCGCCCACAACAUAUCCCCCUUAGCGCCCCAGCCUUCCCAUGUCUCGCCUCUUGCAAUGGCCAGAGGUCCAGCAGCGGAUGCUCAAGACAUGAUCAUCCCUCAAGGAACCACUGCUCAAGUUGCAGCACUACGCAAUGAGCCCAACGUUAUUUCCAGUCCAGAUAGCUCGCCGCAAGGGGGCCGCAGCGGGGAGAAGCGGAAGGGGAAGAAGAAGAAGAACAAUGCGAACGGCAAGAGGGCAGCCAGGCAAGCGCCAGACGAGCCUUACAUCAAGCCAGAACCGCGUUCGCCGUCUCCCAUGAACGCACCGUCUUUCAUUCGGCCACAGAAGCGGCAGAGAAGACAAGAUGACGAGGAGCCUCGUUAUGCUCAGCCCGAACGUCAAUUUUCUCGAUCCUACAGGGAGGAAGGUGCUAUGCCUAUGUACGAGACUCAAGAGUACCGUCCACGGCCGGCAAGUCACGCCGCGGCGACUGGCGAUUAUGGUUACGGAAGAGAAUAUGUCGAUGAGCCCCGCGUUCUGAGCGGCGCCGAGUAUGUGCGGCAUGUGGCGUCGCCGGGUGUCUAUGCAGUUCAUGCUGCGCCAAGUGAGGUGUACGCAACAUCCCCAGCUAGUGUCGAUCGCUAUGGUAGAGAACCUGCACGGUACUAUCGCGAUGGUUACGAAGUAACACGCAUGAGCGCUCGUCCCAUGACAGAUCGUGCGAGGUCUCGCUCGCCCAUCAUGAGAGAAAGGGCGUCCCCGCUGAUGGGACCACCCAAAGCACCGCCCGGAAGGGUUGUGGUAGAUCCUGCCACUGGUCGUCGAUACUACGAGCCGCAGACUGUCGUUCGCCAGUCUGUUGCCCCGCCACCAAUGCGACCCGGCGAAUCCGAAAUUAUAUACGAAAGAGCACCCAUACGAGCAGAGUCGAGACGCCCAGGACCAAACCCCCGAGAUGACGACGUCCUUUAUCAGCGGACCUCGCCAGUGUACGCAGCACCUAGGAGAGUCGUUACGCAACCCGAUUAUGUUUCAGACCCUCAACGUAUCUAUAGACAACGAGAGUAUUCAACAAGGCCAGUGGCACCGCCGGGUGAAGAAUUCAUUGCUGCCAGAGGUGGCAUAGAACAACGGAGGAUCAUUGAGGAAGCUCCGAGAGAGUAUAUGAUGCGGGCGACAACAGCUCGCCCUGCAGAAACGGUACGAUAUGAACUUCCGCGAGAUUACGGAAGGGUUCAAAGUGUGAGGCCGGAGCAAAUUCCCAUCCAGGACUAUGCCUCGGCGCCCAUGCACCCUGACGCCCGCCGGGAGAUGAUCCAACCAGGACCCCGUUCCUACAGCGUACGGCCUGCCGAGCCUCAGGUGGUACGGCGGGAGUACAGUGCCAGGCCGGUGGAGCAGCAACCAUACUACGGACAGCCGGUCCCCGCACGGGGCGAGCCGGAGGUGUCAUACAUUGAACGGCCUCGGGUAGCUACACACGAAAUGUACUACGCCGACGAACCCCCACGCCCAGUCUAUCGAUGA
Molecule: messenger RNA, 2661 nt
Organism: Colletotrichum orchidophilum
Lineage: Eukaryota; Fungi; Ascomycota; Sordariomycetes; Glomerellales; Glomerellaceae
Exons: 1
Coding region: 1-2661 (886 amino acids)
Source: RefSeq, a predicted model, not a curated record